AUGGCGAGAGUUAAGAUUUCAAGAUUUCAAAUCAAUUACAUUUUGUUACAACAACAAUAUCGUGAAAGGCAUUUCCGGAAAUAUCAUGAAUUGCUGAAAACACUUCUUGUUGCGGAGCAAAAUAAUGAACUAUUAUUGAAAAAUCACAACAGGAGACCGGUUGGGACUACGCCCUUUAAUGAAACAAAUAUGAUUGAGAGGAAUGUGCGCCAUCGAGGUCGUGGGAACUAUUUUACAAGAGGCAAAGGUCGUGGAAAAUAUCACGAAAAGAGCGGCAUGAAUACUUUCGAACAAGGAAAUUUCUAUGGCCGUAGUCGUGGUCGUGGUCAUGGACUUAGUCGUGGCCGUGGACGUAGCCACAAAUACAAAAGCACAUGUAAUAGAUGUGGCAUGACUGGACAUUGGGGGCGAACUUGUCGUACCGCCAAAUAUUUAAUGGAUUUAUAUCAAGCUUCCCAGAAAAACAAAGGAAAAGGGGCAGAAGCAAAUUUUGUAAAUGAAGCAAGUACAUCUGGGCCCACCUUAGAUGUCUCCGAUUUCUUUACUGAGGAUGUGAACCUCCACAAACUUGAUCCCCAAGAAGAAGAUAAUUACAUCUUUUGA
This is a messenger RNA of Amaranthus tricolor (Joseph's coat), 603 nucleotides long. RefSeq lists its product as uncharacterized. The record is from RefSeq and is a predicted model, not a curated record. Gene Ontology annotation, molecular function: nucleic acid binding; zinc ion binding. Bases 1 to 603 code for a protein of 200 amino acids. The transcript is spliced from 3 exons. Lineage: Eukaryota; Viridiplantae; Streptophyta; Magnoliopsida; Caryophyllales; Amaranthaceae.